AUGACUACCCCGAAGAAACUGGUGCAUUGGGCCCUUGACAUGUCUUUCUCCGGUUUCGGGUCACCACUCUCAGACGCCUCGACGGAAGCCAACUCCUCUUCAAGUCUCCAAUACAUUAACUCUCAGCUUAUUGCACAUGGCUUCACGCACUCGCCUGGUCUCUCACUUGACGGCCUGUCAAAGGAGGACACGGACAAAGUGGUCAAAUGUUUGCUGGGCAUGCUGGGUCAGAGAGUCGACGACAUGUCCCGCACAGAGGAUUUGACGACGAAGCUCAGGACGCUGUCGUAUGACCAUGAGCGCAUGAUGUCCAUGUACCAGGCAGCCACGGAAAGGGCCGCCAAUGCCGAGCGAGAGAUGAAUGUCCACAAGUCGCGGCUUGCGGCGACGACGCGGUCGUUACAGUCGGCAGAAGCCGCCCACAAGCACACUACCGGCGAGCUGCAGCGUACCCGCACCACCCUCCAGGCCCUCCGCACCGCACAUCAAGCUGAACUCAAGAAGCUCGAGAAAGAGAAGGACCGCAUGGUGGACAGGUGGUCCAAGCUCGCGGACGUGCAGUCUAAGCUGUGCAAUGCGAGCAGCGGCAUGCGCUGCGCGAACGCUGCGGUUAUUGAUGCCCCUGACGUGCAGCUGCGCGGGAAGGGCCAGGGCUUCCUCGAUCUCGCGCUUGAGCAGGCCGAGCAGGCGCGCAAGGAGCUCUAUGACCAGAACCGCAAGCUGCGUGGACUCAUUCUCUCGGCGGCGAACGAGAUGCAGGGCGUGCUGCACGCGACACGCACUGCGGUCUCACCAGCGGAAUUCCAUGACGAUCCCGUGCCUCUCACGUUCACGUCGCUCUUUACGAUGCCUCCCACAGAGUCUGCGGGUGAUAAGCUGUCUUCCCUUCUAAGCUCCCUCCGGGAAUCGGUCGCACAGCUGUCAAGAGCGAGCGAAGGGCCCAGAACGGAAGCCACUGCAUCCCGCGGUGGUGGCCCUGCUGAAGAUCGCAAGCCGCAUGACACCGCAGAAGUCGAACGUCUAGAGACUAUCAUCAAUGCCCUGCGCAAAGAACUCGAUGAAGCUCAGAAGCAAGCGUCCACCUAUGCAGCGCAGACGCAAGAGCUGUUUGAUCGAUUUGCGGCUGAUGAGAGGCUCAUGCAGGGCGAGGUGGGCGAGAUGAGCGUUGAUCUGAUGACAGCGCCACAACGAGAUGAAGAACGAGCUCGACUCGAUGCGAGGUUCAAGGAACUCGAUGAAGAACGGAAGAAAUUCACAGAGGCUGCGGUCAGACUCGGCAGAGAGAAGGCAGGACUAGAGGCGGAGCGCAUUAAAUUCCUGGAGGAGAAGCGGACAUGGCAAGUCGAGCAGAUACUAGCUGAGUUGCCCCCCACCCCAGCACCAACCUCGUCCUUGGUGGAUCCUGUGCCACAAGAAGCCCCCGCGGCAGCUCCCUCACCACGCAAAUCGGUUCGCAAAUCGCCACGAAAACCAAGGGCUUCAGGCGGCUUAAAGAAAGUUAGGGUCUCAAGGCGAUCGUCUGGCCUGGGAGUGGGACUCGGCCCCGUCUCCCCCAAGAAGAUCACGCCCCCGUUCGAGACGGAAGUCAUACCUACCUCUCCCUCGAAACAGGCUCCCGCAUUCAAGACGAGUAUUGCCCUACCGCAACCGCAGCCCCCACUGCGCGCGCCAGUUUUCGUGCUCCCACCUCCGUCGCCAGCGUCUUCGCUCGACCAAGGUGCUCGUCUCUCCUCAUCGUUGAUACCCCCACUCCCAGCAGCAUUCGAUAUACCCCCAGCACGAUCUGCCCCUUCCAUGACGACAUCUAAAUCUGAAGACAGCGCCCCGACAUUAGGCUCAAGCGCAUCAGCGCCUGCCCCAGUACCCAGCACACCAGUUGUCCGCAGGCCGUUCCCAAUGGCAAAGCCUCUCGCUGCUGGUCACAUGAGACACGCGUACUCGCCCGUGAAACCCAGUCCUCUCAGUAGAAUUCUCAUGCUGGCGAAUUCACCGGACAGCCCGAACAUCGAUCGCCCGCUUCUCGACGCGCUCACAGAGGAUGCCGAGGAGGAUUCGGACGGCUCGCCGACCCCUGCUCCUACUGUGUCUACUCCGAUUCCUGCAAUGCCUCCACAGAGGAGUCUUGCUGCAGAGUUAGGUAUAACGGAGGACGACGAGAAUCCGCUACGGGAUAGGGAAGCACAAGCAAAUGUGAAGUCCAAGGCAACAGGACCGGUGACAAAACUGACAGCAAAGGGGAAGGGGAAGGCCAAGGCAGAGCCCAUGCCAGUGUCUCGCACUCGACCUGCCGUCGCGCUUGAGAAGGAGAACGUGAAUCGAGCGAAGCUGUCAUCUGGAGCUGCAAGCACCACAGGUACGGCGCAAGCUGCUCCUGAGAAGAAAUCAGUAAAGGCGCCACCAAAGCCAUUCUCUCGUUCCAAGGUAGCGGGAAGGCCUCCACCUGCACGAAUCGGUCCCAGACGCGUUCCCAUCGACAGCGCGGAAGCGGCACACGUGGGUCCUGGGUGGAAAGGCUGA
Molecule: messenger RNA, 2517 nt
Organism: Postia placenta MAD-698-R-SB12
Lineage: Eukaryota; Fungi; Basidiomycota; Agaricomycetes; Polyporales; Adustoporiaceae
Exons: 7
Coding region: 1-2517 (838 amino acids)
Source: RefSeq, a predicted model, not a curated record